AUGAAGCAUCAGAUAGAAAGUAUCACAAUUGAGACCAAAAAUUCAAAAUGGAGAUCGAAACGUUGGAAAAUAAUAGCUGGAGUGGCGGUACUUGCUGUGAUAGCAAUCGUGAUAGUAGCUGUAUUAUUAUCUAAGGGAAGUAAAAAAAUUGACGAAAAUGACGACGAUGUAGAGAAAAUACCAGAUGUUGAAAAAUAUCAACCACCAUCGUCGAGUAAACUUAGUAAAUUUAAACGCGGUGCAGUGUGUGUUGAUGAUGCUUAUUGCGCUGAAGUAGGAAGCAAAAUUUUAGAACGCAAUGGUUCCGCGAUUGAUGCGGCAAUCGCUGCGGCUCUCUGUAAUGGAAUGGCGAACAUGCAAAACAUGGGAUUAGGUGGUGCAUUCGUAAUGACAGUUUAUGACAAAGCUUCUAAAAAAGCUUACUACUUAAAUGCGCGAGAUCGAGCACCUAUGGCAGCCUUUGGAGAUAUGUAUAGAAAUAAAAGUAAAGGCGCAUCAUUUACUGGUCCACUAGCUGUAGCAGUUCCUGGAGAAAUUGCGGGUUAUUGGGCAGCACAUCAAAAGUUUGGUAGAUUGAAAUGGGCUGAAUUGUUUACUGACGCUAUUGCGAUGUGUGAAAAUGGAUGGAAACUAUCUAACGCUCAGUGGAGUGAUUUAUUUCAAAAUAAAGCCAGUAUUGAAAAUGACCCUACGUUGAGAUCUUUGUUUGUCAAUGAAACGACAAAAGAAUUCAAAAAACCAGGAAGUAUUAUCAAAGCUGACAAGCUUUGUAAAACAUACAAAGUGCUGGCUGAAAAAGGCGCAGGCGAAUUUUAUAAUGGAACGUUGGGACAAACUCUAAUUGAGGAUUUACGAAAACACGGUGGUAUUUUAACGAUGGAUGAUUUAAUUACUUACUCCGCAAAAUGGCAAGAGCCUUUGGAAACUGAACUGUCUGACGGUUUGAAAUUAUUUGCAUCGAAUUUUCCAACUAGCGGUGCGCUGCUUAUAUUUAUUAUGAACAUCUUUGAUGAAUUUAAAUUUAAUCCAAACAGCUUGAAUGGCGAUGAAAAUACUAUCAAAACAUAUCACAGAAUGAUUGAGACUUUUAAAUACGCUUUUGCUGUAAGAAGUAAAUUGGGUGAUCCUGAAUUUCAUAAUAUGACUGAGUUAGCGAAUAAUUUAACCUCGAGAGAUUAUGCUCGAGCUAUAAAAGCUAGAAUAAAUGACUCAAGAACGUGGAAUGAUACUGCUCAUUACGAAGGAGGUUCUCGGCUUCUUGAAGAUCAUGGCACUGCUCAAAUUUCAGUUGUGUCGCCUGAUGGUGAUGCUGUUUCAAUUACUAGCACUCUUAAUACCUUCUUCGGCAGUGGUUUAGUCAGCGAAAAUACUGGAAUUUUGCUCAACAGUGGUAUGGAUGAUUUUUCAAUUCCCUACAUAACUAAUUACUUCGAUUUACCUGGUAACGCAAAAGAAAAUUUAAUUGAACCUGGAAAAAGGCCUUUUUCAUCAAUGGUCCCGUCGGUUCUCGUGGAUCCUAAUGGUGACCUCCGUAUGGUAAUUGGUUCAUGCGGUGGUACUAAAAUAACGACAUCAGCAGCUUUCGUAAUGGCACGGACUCUAUGGAUGAACAAUACUAUCAAAGAAGCAAUUGACGCUCCAAGAAUCCAUCAUCAACUUUAUCCAAUGAAAGUUGGCUAUCAAUAUGGUGUAUUAAAAUCUGUAAUUGAAGGAUUGCAAAAGCUUGGACAUGAAACAGCACGGUACAGAGGUCGAGGCAGUGUCGUAUGUGCUAUUGAAAAAUUAAAUGGUUUGCUUUAUGGAAAUGCUGACUAUAGACGAAACGGAGGUGUUAGUGUAGCUGGCGACGAUGCUGUGUGUGCAGAAAUAGGAAAAUCAAUUUUGAAAAAAAAUGGAUCCGCGGUUGAUUCUGUUAUUGCAGCGUCUCUUUGCACCAGCCUUGGUUUCAUGCAGAGUAUGGGAAUCGGUGGCGGAUUAGUUAUGACAAUCUAUGACAAAGCUACGAAGAAAGUUUAUUAUUUAAAUGCACGAGAUCGAGCACCUCUGGGAGUUCAUAAAGAUAUAUACAAGGACAAAAGUGAAGCUUCAUUAGAAGGAGCACUUGCUGUGGCUGUUCCCGGAGAAAUUGCGGGUUAUUGGGCAGCACACCAAAGGUUUGGUAAGUUGCCAUGGGCAGAUUUGUUUACUGAUACAAUUGCACUGUGCGAAAAAGGAUGGAAGCUUUCGCAGAUACAGCUGAAUGAUUUAUUGAGAAAAGAAGAGUGUAUUAACAAGGAUCCUACAUUAAGAUCUUUGUUUGUCAAUGAAACGACAAAAGAAUUCAAAAAACCAGGAAAUUAUGCUCGAGCUAUAAAAGCUCGAAUAGAUGACUCAAGAACGUGGAACGAUGCUGCCCAUUACGAAGGCAGUACUUGGCUUCAUGAAGAUCACGGUACUUCUCAUUUAGUAGUUUUAUCUUCAACUGGAGAUGCAGUAUCACUUACGAGUACCAUCAAUACCCCUUUCGGCAGCUGUCUAGUAGGGGAGAAAACAGGAAUUUUAUUUAAUAACAACAUGGAUGAUUUUUCAAUCCCAACUGUAGUAAAUUAUUUUGGCUUACCAGGAAAUAGCAAACAAAAUUCAAUUCAACCUGGUAAGAGACCAUUGUCAUCAAUGGCACCUUCAAUUUUAGUAGAUAGCGAUGGAAAUGUUAAAAUGAUAAUUGCUGCAUCUGGUGGAACUAGAAUUAUCUCUUCCUUGGCUUGCGCAUUAGCACGAGUAUUAUGGAUGAACAAUACUAUAAAAGAAGCAAUUGACACUCCAAGACUUCACCAUCAGCUUUUACCUAUGAUGAUAAAUUAUGAGUUUGGUACAUCUAACUCUGUGAUUCAGGGGUUGAAAAAUUUAGGGCAUCAAGUCUCUCAAGAUAAUUAUCAAGCUUACAGUUUUGUAGCUGCUAUUUUUAAAUCAACUGAUUUUAUUUAUGCCAAUUCUGAUUUCAGGCGAAACGGCGAUGCUUGUGUUACAUACCCGUUA
Cotesia congregata is the source of this 3015-nucleotide messenger RNA. Lineage: Eukaryota; Metazoa; Arthropoda; Insecta; Hymenoptera; Braconidae. The record is from the annotation of a GenBank genome assembly.